Molecule: messenger RNA, 1179 nt
Organism: Oncorhynchus kisutch (coho salmon)
Lineage: Eukaryota; Metazoa; Chordata; Actinopteri; Salmoniformes; Salmonidae
Product: ADP-ribosylation factor-like protein 14
Exons: 2
Coding region: 269-898 (209 amino acids)
Molecular function (GO): GTPase activity; GTP binding
Source: RefSeq, a predicted model, not a curated record
AUAAAAAGCUUUACCGAAAGCUGUGUAAUGACUUGGGCAUCUUACAACAACAGGGGGAGUGGUCUUGCUGCCUCCUCGGUGAACAUAAGCCAUUCUGAUUUGCACCCUGCCUUUAUAAGAGGGGAUUCAUCACAGCCUGAGCUCAGAAAAAGACAGAGCAGAGCACAAAGUAACUGUGGGCAGGGCAUUGCUGCACAGAGCUGAGGCAGCAACCACAACACAAGCCAGCCUUCUUCUCCAGACAACAGGACCUGUGUUUGGGUUGAGCAUGGGACUGCAUGGGUCUAAACACCCUCAUCAGGCUCAGAUUGUGAUGCUGGGCCUGGACGGCUCGGGGAAGUCCACCCUGCUCUACAAGCUCAAGUACAACGAGUCUGUCAUCACCGUGCCCACCGUGGGCUUCAACGUGGAGAUGCUGGAGACGGAGGCGAGGGGUCCGGGGUUGACCGUGUGGGACGUGGGAGGCCAGCAGAGGAUGAGGCCCCACUGGAAGCACCACUACCCGGGCACGGAGGCCCUGGUGUUUGUGGUGGACAGCUGGGACCGCAGGCGUUUGGAUGAGGCAAAGAAAGAGCUUCAUCAGGUGCUGAGGAGCGGGAGUCUAAAAAGCCUUCCUCUGGUGGUGCUGGCCAAUAAGCAGGACCUCCCCGGGGCAGCAAGCCCACAGGAGAUCACCCACAGGUUGGACCUGAGAAGAGUAUGUGGAAAUAGGGAUUGGUUUGUCCAGCCGUGCUCUGGGAGGACUGGUGUGGACCUGGAGGAAGGCUUCAGAAGGGUUGCCUAUAUGUUGAAGACUUCACUAAAGCAGACUAAGGCAGAUAUAAAGAACACAGUAAAACAACUGAAACCCAAAGCCAUUACGAUGAUGACCAAGACACAAGGCCUGGGCUGCAGCUAAGACCAUUGAUUAUAAAACCCUAUCGAUGGGUGUAAUAAUCUCCCUUGGAUUAUUUUGUAUUCUUCUUCUGGAUUAUUUUGAGCAGAGUACCUGAUUUAGAAUGCCCUGUGUUGGAUCAUUCUGACCCACUCAUUCUUGAAUAUGGGAACAAGACUCUCCAGAACAAACUUGAGAUCCCAACGUAUCUAACGCUGAAAGCUAUCAUUUUGCACGUGUGUUGUAUCAAAAACACUUUUGAACAAUGUGAAUUCCUGCAUUUCCUUGUGAAUUUUUUAUUAUAA